GGGCUGCGCGGCCCCGCCCGUCCCGGUGUGUGGCGGCGGCAACGGCGGGAGCGCGGCCGCGGCUGCUCGGGCCUGGGGCGCGGCAGGGGCGACAUGAGCACGUCCUCCGUCUCCAAGGGCUGCUUUGUUUUUAAACCAAGUCCCAAGAAGAGAAGGGUGUCUCACAAACCAGAGGAUGAUUUUGGAGAAAGAAAGGGUGCUUCAGAGGACACUGAGCUGCGAUUUGUUACUUGUCAGUCCUUAUGGGAUCAGAUCAAAGCAGAAACAGAGCAAAUACAGGAGGACUUGAACAAGCAGUUAUUUGAUAACCUAGUAAGUUUUUUGAGGCAGUCUCAUCCUGACUUCCAAGAGAAGACCACAGAAUGGACUCGUGGGAUGAAGUCCAGAGAGAUCCCUACUGCAGCUCUUGUCUUGGGUGUAAAUGUCACAGAUCACAGCUUGACUUUUAGAAGUCUCACUGAUGUCCUUCAGAAUAACAUUACUCCUUACAUAGCCAUGCUGGAAGCCAAAAAUUGUGCAGGGAUAAAAAACCUAAUGCAAAAGCUGAUGGGGCAGCUGAUGAACUGCCAGAUAGAUGAGGAGCCCUUGGAAGAUGAGGAUUAUGUGCAGGUGUCCCAGAAGAGAAUCCGUUGUUCGAUGUCUUCACUUGUCACCUGGUAUGAAAGUGUAACAAAGAAAACAGAUUCUGGAACUCCAAGCAAAAGAACAUCUUCCUCUUCUAAAUAUGGGCAGUAUCCUCCAGUUGUAGUUGUAUUGAAAGACAUGGAGAGUUUCAGCACAAAAGUACUUGAAGACUUCAUAGUCAUCAGCAGUGAACAUAUCCACGAACUACCUCUAGUAAUGAUCUUUGGAAUUGCUACAUCUCCAAUGAUGAUCCACAAUGUGCUUCCUCACUCUGUUUCCUCCUUGCUCUGCAUAGAGCUUUUCCAGUCCCUUUCCUGUAAGGAGCACCUGUCUACUAUAAUUGACAAGCUGCUUCUGACCCCACAGUAUCCCUUUAAACUGGGUGAGAAAGCUCUGCAGGUUCUCAUCAACCUAUUCCUGUACCAUGAUUUUUCUGUCCAGAAUUUUAUCAAAGGAUAUCAGCUCUGUAUUGUGGAGCACUUCUACUCCCAGCCUCUUAGUGUCCUGUGUUGCCAGCUGGCAGAUGCCAAGACACGAGCAAAUGCUCUGUCGCACGAUCAGUGUGAGAACGUCCGGAGGCUGCCCUCGUUCAGAAGGUAUGUGGAAAGUCAAGUAUCAGAGAAACAGAUUGCACUGCUGACAGAAGACAGCUGCUUAAAGGAGACAGUACAGGAGCUGCUGCAGGACUUGCAGGUUUACCAUGAAAAUUACAUCUCAGCUCUCAGAUGUCUUCAUGUUUUCACAUCUUUCCUUCCAAAGCAUCCUUUGGGCAAGCAGAUCAGGGAGCUGCACUGUACAUGUUUGGAAGACCGAGUGUGGGAGACGGAGGAGUAUGAGUCAUCUCUCCAGCUAGCAAGGAUGUUGAAUAAGUCUGAUUUGGUAACCAUGCUUCAGCAAUGUGUGGAAAUCUUUGUGUCAUCUUCUGGAAAGCAGUCUGAUGAGAUAGUAGAGAAGUUGAAGGAGUUCUUGACCCAGUUUCAGAAACUAGAAGUAGCAGAAGCUUUCCAAGAACCAGAUGUGUCCAUAUCGUCCCCAAAGGAGCUCCAGAAGAAGACAGACCUUUAUCAUCUCCAGAAGACUUUGUUGGAGUUGAAGGAAUCUAAGAGAUCUAAGAAACUGACCAAGUUUGAACUGCUUCGUUUUGAAGUUGUCGACUACAUAGACAGCCUCGUGAGAAAGUACCUUCUUCCUGCAGACCACAAAACCCUGCAUGAGGUAGUCUAUUUCAACACAGCCAGCGUGCUGCGGGAGCACCUGAACGCUGCCCCCAGGAUUGCUCUCCACACAGCUUUAAAUAACCCAUACUGCUACCUGAAGAAUCAAGCUCUGAAAACUGAUGGAGGAAGCAUUUCUAAUAAAGCCCCUGAUAUCUGCAUAGUGUACAGGCUGCACCUGGAGUGUGGCAGAUUAAUCAAUCUCGUUGACUGGUUAGAGGCUUUCACAACCGUAAUGAUGGCAGCUGAGGGACCAAAUGCAGAUGGAGCAUCCUCAGACCAGGAUGAUGAUGUUAUCCAUGCUCGUUUCAUCCGAGCUGUCUCCGAGCUGGAGCUUUUAGGCUUCAUAAAGCCCAGCAAGCAGAAGACUGACCACGUGGCAAGGCUGACAUGGGGAGGCUGCUGAUGUGCCCCUGAGAUCUUCAGAAACCUGUUCUUCCUCUUCACCUUGUGCAAGGGCUGUUCCCACUGGGCCAGCCCGCGCUUACUUUGCAUACUGAGUCAAAGUCAACGCUGAGUGAGUGUUGUGAGAUACAUUCUGAGUGCUUGGAUAGGCAUGAAUAGCAAUGUUGGUUUAUGGUAGUCAGCCUCCCUCUGUAAUGUACUGCUCCAUUCAUGCUCAUGUGCCAGAUACUGCGUUGUUGUGCCAGUUUUUAUCUUCUCUGAUGUGUGAUAUUUAAUGCUAGCAAGCCCAAAAGACAACAUUGCCUGUGCAAGCUACAGAAGUGAUGAAGCAGUGUUAUUAACUUGCUCAUCACCAGUUGAUGAGUUUUGAGUCAUGUAAUGCCUUCCAGAUCUUUGAACUACAGCUUUAAAAAUAAAUAAACCCCAAGUAUGCUUAAAA
Messenger RNA from Pogoniulus pusillus (Red-fronted tinkerbird), 2682 nucleotides. RefSeq names its product origin recognition complex subunit 3 (gene ORC3). The record is from RefSeq and is a predicted model, not a curated record. Gene Ontology annotation, biological process: DNA replication; DNA replication initiation. Gene Ontology annotation, molecular function: DNA replication origin binding. Lineage: Eukaryota; Metazoa; Chordata; Aves; Piciformes; Lybiidae. The transcript has 20 exons. Gene Ontology annotation, cellular component: nuclear pre-replicative complex; nuclear origin of replication recognition complex; DNA replication preinitiation complex. The coding region runs from base 94 to 2244 and encodes 716 amino acids.